AGCUGGUUAUUUUACUGUAUUCAAAAGUGGAUUGGCACACGGUUUUUCAGGAAACAAGAAACCAGGUAGGUUCACUCCAUGAUAUCCUAAAUUUCUAGUGUAGACAAGCCCACACAUUUUGGAAAACAGAAAUCAGGUGGGUCCUCAUGUGAAGAAAGCAAAUUACAUAUAGAAAUUAACUGGUGGGAACACUGUGAAGCUUUAUUUGAAGAGUCAAAAGUAGGGAACAGUUGCUAGAAGUUAUCAUCAAUGAUCUAGAAUCUGAUCAGAGGUACAGUGUUCUAGAAAACUUUUGCCACUUACAGCAAGAGUAUUCUUUAAGUACACCAGAAGACCAUUUUGGUUUUUGUAUCUGUUUAUGAAAGUUUCGAUUGUGUACGAGUUGCAAUUCAAUUAAAAAGUGUUGGAAUUAUGGAGACUGGGGGUCACAGGUGGAAGGUCAUAACUCUGCCAUCAUCAUUAGGGAAAAAGCAUGAACCAGAGCUUGAGAGAGAAACAGGGGAAAGAAGAAGAGGGAGGGACAUUCUGGUGGCCGUUGAUCAUGGACCCAAAAGCAAGCAUGCAUUUGAUUGGGCCGUUGUGCACUUCUGUAGGAUGGCUGAUACACUCCAUCUUGUGCAUGUUGUUUCCAAACCCAAUUUCUAUUUGUUAUGCGGUUUUCUUCAAAGCUCAGAUUCAAAUGAUGAGAUCUUGUUCAACGCUACACAAAGUCUAAUGGAAAAGUUAGCAAUAGAAGCAUAUGAUGUGGCUAUGGUGCAAACGGAAGCCAGGAUUUUGGAAGGUGAUGUAGGUAAGGCGAUUUGCAAUGAAGCUGCAAGGAUCAAGCCUGCUGCAGUUAUAAUGGGAACGAGAGGCCGGGGGAUAAUCAAGAGUGUGCUGCAAGGGAGCGCAAGUGAGCAUGUCUUCCACCACUGCAGCUGUCCUGUAGUGAUUGUUCCUCCAAAAGAGUCUGGAGGCCAAUCAGUCGUAUAGAGUUUGGAAUUUUUCUUCUUCAAGAACACAAUGGGUGUUGGUACACUUUAUAGCACUUUUGAGCUAAUGGUGAGCUGUUCUAUCAGCUUGCUUUUAAUUGACUGUGUGUAUAUUGAUGUAUAUAAAGGGAAUGAUGGCUUUCUGCAUCGUGGCCUAGGCAGCAGACCUAUUUGCCAUUUGGAGCCCCUUGUUGGGGACAAGGAAACAUUUUCAUUUUACCCAUGGUCCCAUACACAAUUUUAAUUUUGCUCCUCCACGUACGUUUGAAAUCUUUAUGAUCCUUAAUACUUCUACAGUGUGUUAAGAUUUAUGCACCGAUGAACAUAGUUUGUUGUUUUAUGUUACGAAUUCUCUAGUAUUUGGACAGAUGUUUGUAAAGUAUAAAGUUAAUUAUCUAUUACAUAAAUUGAUUGAUAUUAAGCAUGCAA
Messenger RNA from Cryptomeria japonica (Japanese cedar), 1400 nucleotides. RefSeq names its product universal stress protein PHOS32. The record is from RefSeq and is a predicted model, not a curated record. The transcript is spliced from 5 exons. Bases 412 to 972 code for a protein of 186 amino acids. Lineage: Eukaryota; Viridiplantae; Streptophyta; Pinopsida; Cupressales; Cupressaceae.